Messenger RNA from Toxorhynchites rutilus septentrionalis, 2487 nucleotides. RefSeq lists its product as uncharacterized. The record is from RefSeq and is a predicted model, not a curated record. The transcript is spliced from 2 exons. Bases 566 to 865 code for a protein of 99 amino acids. Lineage: Eukaryota; Metazoa; Arthropoda; Insecta; Diptera; Culicidae.
GAAAAAGAAAGGCAGCAAAAACAACAGCUCCACACGGCUCCACCGCAAGGAAAUGAAGCAGAAACAACGAAGGGGAGAAGAUAGGCAAAUAUAGAAGGCAUCAGUUUUUGCCUAUCUGCUCCUCUCUCCUCCAUCUAUCCCACCACCCCCACACAGCAAGAAGCGCAACCGACAAAGCGGCGACGAGAUGAAAAGUUCGUCGCUAGCUGCUGCGGGGGCAAGUCGCUGACGGGUGGGACAAAGCUCGGAGGGUUACCCAGGCUCUUUAUGUUUCGUCUCUGGCCAGUCUAGCUGCCUGCAGAAUCGUCGCGAUUUAUCAGUUUGAAAUUUGCGCUUCACGACGCGGUACACACAUCGGAACCCUCUCGCGGUGGCUUCGCGCGGAAUUUUGUGUUUGAUUUAUCCGUGUACGAACUCGCGUUUGUUUAUCUGCCUCAGGGCUUCGCACAGAAGACACAUUUAUUUCCUUGGGGGGUAAACAAAUUGGUGGCGUCAGGCGAAAAGCAAAUAAUUUCUGUGUCCAUUAAUUGGCUUCGGCGGGGUUCGAGUUUUUGCUCCUGGGAAAAUGUGGCUGAAACUGUUCUGUCUGCUGCAAUCCGCCCUGCUCGCACUGGCCAUCUCCCGGUACGCCCACCCUGCGGUGUUGGAAAACGAUGCCCAAGAGGCGCUGCUGCCGGAUUACUUGCGGAAUCCCUUCUACCGGACGCCCCGCGUUGCCCACGCGUUGGCACGCUUCAGCUGGUUCGGUCCCGGCGAGGAACCGGUACGGGAGCGACAUGCCGAAAAAAUAUCCAGAGCCGAUAUCUACAGUGUGCUGACACACGCCGGGUUCGUCCCGCGACGAUUUAAUGGGCUCAACCGUUGAAAGGACCCUGAGAUUAGAGAUGGUUCUGGGGGUGCAUGGCGUGUGCAAUUUUUCGUUUCAGUGCCUACAGGCGAAGAAAACAGUUGUAGUAAUAAGAUAAGUAAAAACAAAUAGAAGUGUGUUUGAUUUUGGCAAAUUGAACCUGUAAAUAAUAGAUAGCAUUGAUCAUGAUGCGAGAGGAAAAUUACAUGUUGUGUAUAAGGACCGUAUCGUUAAUUAUGGGUACGCUCAAAACACAGCUUUAUUUCAAAUAUUGCAUUUAUUUUUCAGUUCUGAUAUCAAAAUAUUGUAUCUUAUGAAUGAAAGAAAGGAGUAACAGUAAAAAAUAAUCAAGAUUCUGAUUUUCGCGCCAAUGAUCGCACCUGCUUCUUGAUGUCCCUCAUUAGGUUCUGGACAACCGUUUCAUCGACUUGUUUGCUCACAUUUAUCCAAUCCUUUUUGAACUGCUCAAGGUCAUCGGCUGCCUUGUCCUUCUUCCGCAGUCGUCCCUUCAUCAAAGCCCAAAAUUUUUCAAUAGGUCUUAUUUGCGGACAAUUUGGAGGAUUCAUCUCCUUUUCCACAAAAUCGACAUUAUUCUCGCGAUACCAAUCCAAGGUCAAACGUGCAUAGUGGCAUGAUGCCAAAUCAGGCCAAAAUAGUGUCGGACCAGUGUGCUUUCGGAUGAGCGGUAACACACGCUUUUGGAGACAUUCUUUCCGGUAAAUUUCACCAUUCAUAUUCCCGAGAGUGAAGAAAGGAGAUGAUUUAAUGCCACAUUGACAAACAGCUUGCCAAACCAGCACUUUCUUACCGAAUUUUUCGCAAAAAAUUGACUUCUCCGCGUUCGGGACAUCUGUUCCUUGCUUUACAGUGUAAAACUGUGCCCCAGGAAGAGUUUUGUAGUCCAGUUUGACGUAGGUUUCAUCAUCCAUGACGAUGCACAGUUCGCGUUUGCUUAAAAUCCCAUCGUAAAGCUUACGGGCACGGGUUUUCACGGAACUUGCCUGAAUUUGGCUGCGUUUGGGACAUUUUUGCUUUCUAUAUGCCUUCAGUGAGUUACGUUCUUUGGCACGUUGAACCAUACCGAUUGAUGUUCCACACUUUUUUGCGCAAUCCCGUAUCGAUAAUUCCUUUUUUCUUUCAAAUUGCCUGCAAAUCUUUUUAUCCAAGUUUGGCUUGGAUGGCCCAGGUUGUCUGCCGCGACCGGGUAGAUCCUUCAAUGUAUUAUACAUACCAAAUCGCUUGAUAGCGUUUUGGACCGCAUGGACGCUUACUCCUUCCGCCUUCGCCAAUUUUCUCAUUGAUAUUCCUGUUUCGGAGCAGUAUCUGGUCACAAUGGAUUUUCGUUUUUCUUCUGUUAGCCCUCUCAUGAUUGCACUUUUAGGAAAAAAACGAUCUUUUAACAAUGCUAACUGAACGCUAACUGUGUCAACAACAGGAGAAAAAUAAACAGCUGUCAAAACAAGCUAUAGUCUUUUUCAGACGGAGACUCUAAGGCGUACCCAUAAAUAACGAUACGGUCCUUAUAAGAUAGAUAAGUGCAUUUCUUAAGAUUGCAAUUGUUUAAGAGAGUUUUUAAACUAGCUAAUUGAAUCUUGAGUUAUCGAACAACCGUUGUUACAUAUAUUUUUAGAAAAAUAAAA